Messenger RNA from Sardina pilchardus (European sardine), 6978 nucleotides. RefSeq names its product sema domain, immunoglobulin domain (Ig), transmembrane domain (TM) and short cytoplasmic domain, (semaphorin) 4Ba (gene sema4ba). The transcript is spliced from 15 exons. Gene Ontology annotation, molecular function: semaphorin receptor binding; chemorepellent activity. Gene Ontology annotation, biological process: axon guidance; positive regulation of cell migration; negative regulation of axon extension involved in axon guidance. The coding region runs from base 799 to 3348 and encodes 849 amino acids. NCBI's taxonomy places the organism in Eukaryota, Metazoa, Chordata, Actinopteri, Clupeiformes, Clupeidae. Gene Ontology annotation, cellular component: plasma membrane. The record is from RefSeq and is a predicted model, not a curated record.
CCCUCUCUCUCUCUCACACACACACACACACACACUCACUCACAUCGCACACGCUCGCACUCACUCACUCACACACGCAUGCGAGCGAGCGUGCUGAUGCAGAGAGAGGCAGACAGAGAGCGAGAGGGGCACAGCAGACCUUGCACUGGACUACAGGACCGUAGAGCCCUGUUGCCGACACGCUGGAUAAAGCCACCACUCAGCCGUGGACUGAAACUUCAAGGGAUUUCAUUUCAGCUCGCGACCGCUCUCUACGAUUCUCCGAGGGGGGGACUCUAAAAAGGAGGGGCUUUUCAUUACACACACACACCCCCCCUCUCCACCAAACUAGAAAAGAUUACUCAGACUCCAGAAACUGAGGCACUGGUGAAUAGAGAGCCUGUGAGCAGACCCUCGGCCAGCGCGCGCCAGUGUUUGAAGCCUCGCCACGUGGGACCAGGUGCCAUGGGAGGCUGCCUCUGACAGGAGAGGCCAUCGCCCUGGGCAUCACCGCCAUCAUCCAGCGCAGCAGAGGAGCAGCUCCAGGGGACUCUGUUUACUCCGCCCGCCACACAGCUCGCCUGUUCUGGGACCUGCCCGCCGCCCCCCCUUACCGGAAAAACAGCGGAGAGAGGGGAGAAAAAUAAACCUGACGGAAAAGAGAGAGAGAAGGGGAAAAAAAAAGACUGAGCAAGAAAGAAAAAGAAAGAGGGGCCUUCAUGAGUCCAAAAGCGUCCUGAAGCGUCCCCGAGCAGCAUACACUGUACUCUCUUUCUCUCUCAGACUUCCUCCCAUCUCCAGCGCGCGUCCUGAGGAGCAAUGCGGCCACUCCGCGCCGUGCGCCCCCUGCUGGUCUGGGCCUCCCCGCUGCUGCUGCUGCUGCUGGCGGCCUGGGUCCCCGCCAGGGCCUCCGAGGGUGACGUCACCCCGCGCCUCAGCUUCACUUACGAUGCAAAAGAGAGGUCAGCCAAGAGAUUCUCUGCAGAUGGCGUCCACAAUUACACCUCGCUCCUCCUCAGCAAGGAAGAUAACAUGCUGUAUGUCGGAGCGAGAGAGGCCCUCUUCGCUCUCAACCUCAGCGAUAUCAGUGUGCCUGCGCUGCAACGCAACUUAACAUGGAACACUCCUGACAGAAAAAGGGACGAAUGCAGUUUCAAAGGGAAGGACUUGAAGACUGAUUGCUUCAAUUACAUCAAGAUUCUGCUGCGUGUGAACGCCACCCAUCUCUAUGUGUGUGGGACCUACGCCUUCAGUCCCAUCUGCGCAUACAUUAACACAGAUCAUUUCAUGCUGGUGAGGAGCCGGACAGGGGAGAUUAUGACAGAAGAUGGACGUAGCCGCUGCCCCUUCAACCCUGAGUACAAGUCCACCGCCAUCAUGGCAGAUGGUGAACUGUACGCUGGCACAGUCAGUAAUUUCCAAGGCAACGAGCCCGUCAUUUACAAGAGCCUUGGCCACGGCUCCGCAUUGAAAACGGAAAACUCACUGAACUGGCUUCAAGACCCAGCGUUUGUGGGCUCCGCCUACAUCCAGGAGAGCCUGCCCCCGGGCAACCCAGUGGGCGACGACGACAAGAUCUACUUCUUCUUCAGCGAGGCGGGGAAGGAGUUUGAUUUCUUUGACAACACCAUUGUGUCGCGCAUCGCUCGUGUGUGUAAGGGAGAUAAAGGUGGAGAGCGAGUGUUGCAGAAGAAGUGGACCACGUUUCUGAAGGCCCAGCUGCUCUGCUCGCUGCCAGACGACGGCUUCCCCUUCAACAUCAUCCAGGACAUGUUUGUGCUGACCCCCAGCAAGGAGGACUGGAAGAGCACCAUGUUCUACGGAGUCUUCACCUCACAGUGGUACAAGGGUGCGUCUGGAAGCUCAGCUGUGUGUGCCUUUACGAUGGAGCAGGUGGAGAGGGCAUUUAACGGGCGCUACCGUGAGGUGAACCGCGAGACUCAGCAGUGGUACACCUACAACCACCAAGUCCCCGAGCCUCGCCCUGGCGCGUGCAUCACCAACGCGGCUCGCGGCAUGGGCAUCUCCAGCUCUCUGCACAUGCCCGACAAGGUGCUGAACUUCGUCAAGGACCACUUCCUGAUGGACAACGUGAUCCGCAGCCAGCCCCUCCUACUCAAGCGCAACGUGCGCUACACACAGAUCGCGGUCCACCAGGUGCAGUCGGUCCACAAGGCCUACGACGUGCUCUUCAUCGGCACAGAUGAUGGUAGGCUCCACAAGGCCAUCAACGUGCAGGGCAAGAUGCACAUCAUUGAGGAGAUGGUCCUGUUCCAUACACCCCAGCCUGUGCAACACAUCGAGCUUGAUAUAGAGAAGGGUCUGCUGUACGUGUCCUCCUUCUCCGGGCUGGCCGAGGUCCCCGUGGCCAACUGUUCCAACUACCCGAGCUGCGGGGAGUGUGUCCUCUCCAGGGACCCUUACUGCGCCUGGACAGGGAGACAGUGUCUGGACGUCAGACAGGCGCCCCCUGGGAGCAAAUGGCAGCAGGACGUGGACAAUGCAGACACCACCGUCUCGUGUAACAAGACGGCACCCAGCACUCGGUCUCCCAAGCCCUCGUCCACUCGUGCGACCUCGUGCCAGCUGAUCGUCAUGCCCGCCAACACCUUCCGGGUGCUGCCGUGCAAGCUGCGCUCCAACCUGGCGGCGAGGCACUGGGAGUACGGCGCCGACGCCGGGCAGUUCCUCUACCCGAGCCCGGACGGCGGCCUGGUGGUGGUGGCGCACGCCGACCGGCAGGAGAGCUACGAGUGCUGGUCGGUGGAGGAGGGCUUCCGGCAGCUGCUGGCCAACUACUGCGUGCGGGCCGAGGCGCUCCCGCGGCAGGAGAGCACCACGCUGCUGGGGCGCUCGCGCACGCCGCUGGCCCCCCGCGAGGAGCCCAUCGCACUGCCCGGCGAGGCACGCUCCCCGCAGCUUGAGACCAAGACCUACUGGAACGAGCUGAUCGUGGUGUGCGCGCUGCUGGCCUUCUCGCUGGUGGCCUUCUCGCUGUUCGUGGUCUACCGCAACCGCGGGCGCAUGAAGUCCAUGCUGAAGGAGGGCGAGUGCCCCAACAUGGCGCAGAAGAAGCCGCGGCUGGCGGGGGGGGGAGGGGGCAAGCCGCAGCACGAGAGCCUGCCGCUCAACGGCAACGCGGCCGUGCCGCCGUCCGUCUCGGACCACAAGGGCUACCAGGCGCUCAACGACAACUACUUCUGCAGCACGCCCACGCACGAGCAGUGCUCCUCGCCCGAGAACAGCAAGAGCUUCUCCGAGUCCGAGAAGCGGCCGCUCAACCUGAAGGAGAGCCACGUGGAGAUCUCGCCCACGUGUCCGAGGCCUCGCGUCCGCCUGGGCUCCGAGAUCAAAGACUCCAUCGUGUGAUGAUGUGGGUGGCGACUGACGUGGUAAUGUAAGGAGAAAGUGACUGACAAAAGCAGUGGUGACUGAUGGGAAAUGGUGUUCUUUUAUUGGUUUAAAAGGACACUCCAGACAUGGGAACACUGAAAGGCUAAUGUCCUGAACUCACCGCAAUGGGACUCCUCAUCUGUGUUUCGUCUUUUGCUUUUUUUUUUUUCUUAAAAAAGAAAAAAACAGAAAAAAACUGUUUUGCACUUGGUCCCAUGGAGAAGGUCCUCAUUUUAGGUCUCGUGGUCCUGUGCACAUUUCCCUGCGUCAGCUACAACCAGCACUCCCAUAGUUCCUACCGCGAGGCUCAGAGGGAGAAGAAGAAGAAGAAGAAGAGAAAAAAAAGUGUUUGGUCAGAAGUCACAUCACAUCCAUGCCAAGGUGUCCCGAAAACGUCCAGCACGUUUCGCCCCCAAACCUGGUGAUGUGUUCUUCUGAGCUGACACGGAGGGCGCCGCCAAAAAAAAGAGGCCUCCUCGAAGAAGUCCGUCCAAAAACGAUCCGCUCGCUCUCAUCACCUCGGAAAAGCUGCUGAGCCAGAGGCCUCCAGAGGCUCGCCAUAGUGGGUCACGCGCCUUCAUUCCACCUGGUGUUGCCCUCGUCCCCCUUUCACCAGCACUCCCGUUGACGUGGUCCCUUGUUUCCGAUGCAACCAGAGGACUCCCGUAGAGGUAGAGAGAGAGGGCAGAGCUCAAGAAUGUACUCCACAGCAGACUUUGUAGUCCAUUUGAAAAUGACUGGUACUCUAGACUGGACCCCCCCCCCCCCCCUACAGGCACAGGGAGCCGUCGGUGAGCAGACAGGGGGUUGGACAGAGCAUAGGGGACAGACAAUGUCUUUGGGAUAUGAGCAUUGUCAAUGCCAAGGUAUUAAAGAUAUGUUGCCUUUAUUGAAAUUUGAGUAAAUAUGAGUUGAUGAGGUCUAUGAUCCUAUAUGAUCCUACAUACAGUAAUAAUGUGACAUCACUAAGUGGCAGUGUACUAUGCAAAGCAUAUAAAAUUAUAAUGUGAAACAGAAAGUCAUCAGGACACUUAGCUCACACAUCCAUCUGGGUGGCAGCCUACACCUCAAAACUAUCAGCCGAACACCUCAAAACUCUGUUUCACACUCAUGCAAUCACGUAUGGGAGUGAUAAUGAGCCCAGUGUGCAUCCAGCACUCCAAGCAUACAUUACCCACGAUGCAAAGCAGCUGCGGGGCACAGAAUCCUACACAGGGACCAUCGGGGCUCAGUGAAACAGUGAGUAAGAGUGUGUGUUCAGCAUGUGGGAAGCUGAACUGUCAGCAAGCGACUGAUAUACACCCAGCAGAGAUGACCAACAUCCUUCUGUGUUCGUUUACAUUACCAAAAAUUAUUGUAUGUCGUAUGUGCCAAAUAAACAAACAAACAAAACAACAUCAAUCGAAUGAUGGCAACAACUAAAUGGUAUCAUGUUGCAUUUAUGUAACAUGGUUCAUGGCACAAUCAAUUUACAUUAGGGACCUACGGACACACAUUUUUGUCCAUCAGAACAACAUUAGUAGAAACUAAUGCAAAUUUGCCUAAGAAAGUGUUUAUGAGCACAAGAGUUUACCAGCAUACAUUAAAUGGCCAGAUGGUAGGAGAGAAAAUAGGUAUCCAUUAAUUAGACCGUCUAGAUGUAUGUGGGCUGAUUGAGAAACAGUUCAUUUUAGAUAUGAACAGAGACCGUUUGGACCAGUGAAUGAAUGAUCAUGCAAGCAGGCAGAACCACAGUGAAGUAAAAUCUACCUAUACUGUAUCAACACACAGAAAAAGACUAAACGUGUUGCCCAACCACACCUCUCUGGGUUCUGUGUAUAUGUGUUCUGUAGGUAUACUUUUAAAACUCCAUAGCUUGACAGGGGUACUGUUGUCUCAGUUUCAUACCCACUACCUUAAUGAAUCAUGACAAUGUGACCUAAAAAAUAUAUCUCUAUAUAUAUCUAUAAAUGCAUUACAUUUCUUUCCAAAGAUAAAACUAUUCUGAACUGUAUGACGCACCGUCAUGUAGUAGAAAUUUUGUGAAAUUGUUGCCAGUUUUUUUUUUUUUUCAGCAGCAGCAGCAGCAGCAAAUGCAAACAUUGUUAUGGUGGAAUGUAGUGACACACUCAUUGAAAGUAUUCCAAAAUCUCUUUAAGUAAAACAUUUUGUGUCUUAUUUAAAUAUAGUCUAGAAAUCGUAUAAGGUAUUUUUUGAUUUCAUUUCAUCAGACAAAGUAGCUGAGCAAAAGGCAUACUGCUAACAGGCUGUAAUGGGGGAGACGUGUGUAUAUAUGUACAUUCUAAUUGUGUUUGUUGGGGACUGUUGUAAAUGGAAGGUUUCUGUAGUGUAGGGGCAGACAGACAGCACAAAGCUGCUUUAACCCACAAUGCAUUGUUUUUGCACAGAAUGUUGGGAAGCCUUAGUAGGGAAUGUGUUUUAUUUUUUUUAUUAUUUUAUUUUACAGUUCAGUAGCAGGUUCUUGUCAUGUUUUCUUUUUGAAGAUGCCUUCAAGCAACAUUUUAUGACUCCAAUGUUGUCUCUCUUUGGGACAUCAAAUAAUGUGCUUCUAGCCUUGUGACAACACGAUCAGGUUAACCAAAUAGCAGCCUUGUCAACUGCAUGCUAUUUUGUGGUAGAUGAAAAAUGUCAUUCAGGCUUACUCAAAGAUAUAUAUAUAUAUAUAUAUAUAUAUAUAUAUAUAUAUAUGAUUCAAUGCCUUUCAUUUGUGGCCAGUAACUGCACAAUAGAACCAAUAAAAAGCUAAAUGUUUUGAUUUUAUCCUUUUAAAGCAGUUUAUUGUCGUAAACCACUGUAAAUUGGAAGGCUGUCUGUGCAACAGUCCACCACUGGCUAUGUAUCUACUGUGCAUAAAAAACCUUCAUGGUCUAUCUAGAGUUAUAUACCCCAUAUACUAAGUACUGCAAAUACACAUACCGGUGUGUUCAUGAAUCAUACCCAGACACACACAUACAAUACACACACACACGCACACAAAGGUGCAUGCACUCUCACACACAGAGAAGCAUGCACACCCACAAACACACUCACACACAUAUUUGAAGCACAAAGAAUCUAUGACUUUAAAAUAUAUUUUCUGUCUUCUCUUUUACACUUGUCUUUCAUUUGCGAUUUUAAAACAUGCAUAAGUAUAUAAAACAACCUGUGGUAAUUCUAAAGAAAAUUGGCUUACCUUGCUCAUCCACUGACAAACAAUGGCGUACAAAAAUAGUUAUGAUAUUCAGACAACUCAGAGCAGAUUUUAUUGUUAAUCCACACACACACGCUGCAUUGUAUUUCGGUGACAGACUUAUGUUUUUAUGGGACUGUAGUGAGGUCUCUGAUCUCAGUGAGUGAAGCUGAGGAGGCUGUCAGCCCUUCUCCCAGGUGCAGAGGCACUCCAGCGUCAUGGCAACAGUGUGCCAAGUCUAUCGGACUCAUUGUUGACAUUGUGUAAACUUUUAUGUAAAGGUGUAUUUGUAAAUUGAGCUGCCAUUGUACAAAAAGCUGUUGUGAAAUGUAUUUUUUUGUAUUAUACAUCACUACUGUUUCUGUUGUUUUAUUAUACUGUACAUAAAAAGCACUUUAUUUUAAUUUUCUAAAAUAAAACAGAUAAAAUAUAUGUUU